CUGUGAGAUCGAGAGGAGCUAUAGUUCGGAACGCGAGUUGAUCUCUUACAAGGAAUUUUUCUGUGACACGCUGGAGAUUUUAGCGGACAUGAGACUGUGAACUUUUUUUUUGAAAACAACAUUAGGUCCACACACAACCUCCAAUGCUGAAGUAUCUCGUUAGCGUGUGUUGACACCCUCGCCUUUACCACUCAAGAUGUCUUCAUUCCCACACACACGCUCACGAUUCUGCUGGGCGGCCCUGCUGACAGUGUCCUGCUGCUUGGUGUCAGGUGUCAGCGGGCAGUUCAGCCUGGUCUCGUCAGCCUUGUCCCCCCUGAGGCCGCGGGCCAGCAUGCUCACCUCCACCAGUGUCCUGGGGAAGCUCGGCGACCGGCCUCUCCUGCCGCGGCGGAGCGCGUCCACGCGGGAGAGCGAGAUCGCGGCCGUCUUUAGGGGCGUUGCGUACGGCGCCCCCACGCAGGACCCCAACUCCACCGCCUCCGGCAUCCUCUCCAUGUCCUCCUCCGCCCCCACCACCACCACGGCAGCCCCCACCACCACCACCUAUACUACCACGACGACCACCACGGCGCCCCCCACCACCACCAAGGGCUACCGCAACCCCUUCAGGGUGGAGGCCGAGAGGCGGAAGUCUGAGGACGAGAGCAUCGAGUUCGUGCCCACGCAGGGGAGUACCCGGGCCGCCGCCACCGCCGCGCCGGGCAACGCCGCCGCCAGGGACAGCGAGACGGUCUCGUACGUGCUGCACGAGGACACGGCCUUCGGCAACGGCGGCUCGCUGGAGGAGACGGUGGAGGACACGUUCGUGCUCACGAGGGAGGAGGAGGUCGUGCUGCCGACGGGGACGCAGGGGAGGGACCCCAGCGGCAAGAGCACCGUCAUGAUGUACCCCAUGUCGGGCGUGCGGUGGUCCCUGGGCGCCGCGUGGUGGGUGCAUGUGUACGUGUCAGCUGGCAUCUUCGCCCUCGUCGCCGCCGCCUCCCUCUGCUGCAUGGCCAGGCUCUCCGCCGCAACGCACCUGCUCCCGCGCUCGCACUACCUCGUCAUCCACACGCUGGUCUUCCUGGCGGCCAUCUUGCGCUGCCUGCACCUGUUCCACGACCCCUACGGCAUCGAGCAGCGCCUUCCGGAGGCGGUGUCCGCCGCAGUGGAGGAGGCCAGCUGGCCUAGUCUCACGGGGUCCCUGGCCAUCCUUGUGCUGGCCCUCUUCCGCUCCGGCAGGUGCUCGCGCCUCUUCCCCCGUUGCUCCCACGCCCCCCUGACCCUGGCCCUGCUCACCGCCGCCCACCUGGCCCUCUCCCUGGCUGCGCAUCUCGCCGCUCACAUGCUCGACCACAGCGCCUUCCCCCUGAGGGUGGUGGCGAGAGCCGUCACUGCCACGUGGGGCGGCGCCGUGGGUGCGGGCGGCCUGUGGGCGGUGUGGAGGGUGGAGUGCACCACGGGGCGCCGCAACGGCCAGCUCCUGGGCAGGUUCAAUCGCGCUCCUCAGGAGGGCAUGGCGGCCUCCGGGCACUCGCGCCCCGUGCUCAACCGCGCUGCGCUCCUCACCCUGGCCGCCAGCUUCGCCCAGAUCAUGCUUGCCGUACUGCACCUGUACGUCAUGCUGGCACCCCUGUCGCCCACCAACCACGUGUGGGCGUGGUGGGGAAGGGUCAGCCUCGCCCGUGGAUUCGAGCUGGUCGUGGGCGUGGCCGUCGUUGCAGCAACCAUCUUCUUGACAUACGGGCGGCAGUCACACCCCAACCAGGACAACACCAUCUUUUCCGUGCUGACCAGCUGCGGGCGCGAGGGCAAGAGCCUGAAGGGCGGCCGCAACGCCAACGUGUUCCCCGCCCAGACCGAGAAGCGCCAGAUCCUCGGCAGCUUCACCCUACACCCCGGGAAGGCCGUCAUUGACGACACCCUGUCCAUCAAGCGCGUGCCCCUGGAAUGGACGUGCACGACCCCCCGCGGGCCCCCCCCGGCCACCGCCGUCAACAACAAGACGACCGCCAUGGACUCCGUGACCUCCGACUUCCAGCUCCUGUGGAACCGCGACCGCAGUCAGUCCUCGGCGAGCUUCCGCCCUUCCUCUAUGCUGGUCAACGACAGCGGCUUCGUCCGCUUCCGCACACAGGUCGACCCCGAGCAGGCCAUGGACGACGUGUACAACCAGUCGUCCCUCAACGUGCACCGGCUCACGUCUCCCCCCUCGUACUCAAACAUGCACUCCUACAACACUCAGACGCUCCCCAACAGCAGGUAUUACUGCACGCCCACCGUCACCAUGUCGUCGCCCGAGCACGGCCCCAACCUGCACCCUCUGCGCGCCCAGACCGUGCGCGCCCCCAAGGCCAAGCGCGCCCACCUCCUGCGGGGGCGUGCCAAGACCCCCGAGUUCCCCAAGACCCCAAGGACCCCCGUAUCUUCGGCCAGCAGGUACGACGUCCGGGGCAUGGAGGAGUUCGAGGUGGCGUCCUACUACAACAACUCCAUCGUCUCCUCCGGGAGCAAUAUGUACUCGACGCCCCACGCCGUGUCCCCCCGCGACCAGCUGCUGAGGGUCAACUCACGCCGCGACCAGCUGGCCGGAGUGCACGCAGGUCACCACCACCUGUACGAGGACGCCCACGAGUGCAAGCCGCCCGCAGCCGACGCCCUCAGUGGCGUCAUGGAACCCAGCACUUGCUCAUCCCUCUCGGAGAUCCACGUGGACUACCUGACUGACGUCUCGUCCUCGAACGACGGCGUGAACCAGGGCUCCCUCUCCACCGCCACCCGCUCUUUCCGGAACCAGACGACGCUUACUCUACCUCUGACAUCUCACGCCCAUUUCGCGCACGCCCUCCCCGCCCACUCCACCCCUGCGCGGCCCUCCCAGGCGGCCCCCCAGCCCGACAUCACCCCCGACUCGGCCAUCAUUCUCGACUACUCCACUUCGGCCGAGACCGAAGAGGAGGCGGACCGAGAGGGCAAGAACAAGUCCCUCGACCUCCUGAAGCUCAGCACGACCUCGCUCAACGACGUGCUCAAGGGCCAGGCGCGAGCAGGCCUCCUCAGCAAGCUGGUCGGAAGCAGCAUGAGCGUGAGCUGCUACGGCUACUCCCCGCUCGACGUCGAGGACACAUCCUCCCCGUCGCAGGAGGACCCUUCGGCGCCGGUCCGAGUGCGCCGCGUGGCCUCCUCCAGCGACGUCGGCGAGUCUGGCGAAGGCCCGAGGGCGAUCUCGACGCUCCCUGCGUGUCGUCCUCCAAACACUGUCACCUCUCUCUAAGGCAGAGAGGCUGGCAGAUAACCCCCCACGCUACUCUUAUAAUCGAUAAGGCUAUAUUCAUAUCAUCCUGUACAUAUAUAUCCACACACUUCAUCGUCAUCGCUCUCACCACUCGGAUCUCAUUAUCCAGAUGAAUUAUCCAGUUGUAGGAUAGGGUAACUAGGGAUACCUCAGGAAGUUACUGAUUGUUAUGAAGCAUGAUCCUUGCAUGAUGCCUUGGCUGAUAUGCUGGAGUCAUGCGUACUUGGCCAUGCUACACUCAAAGAAGCCGAAAGUUGUAUGGUUCGAGGCGGCUGUGAUAUGUAUCAUAUAUUUUUGUAUGUGUAGAAUGUACACUAUAUCUGUUUCCUGACUGCUAAUAUCUAGUCUCUUUAUAAAAUAAAAUGAAUGAUAUUACA
Penaeus indicus is the source of this 3654-nucleotide messenger RNA. RefSeq lists its product as uncharacterized. The record is from RefSeq and is a predicted model, not a curated record. The transcript is spliced from 2 exons. Bases 197 to 3256 code for a protein of 1019 amino acids. Lineage: Eukaryota; Metazoa; Arthropoda; Malacostraca; Decapoda; Penaeidae.